Molecule: messenger RNA, 1580 nt
Organism: Paramacrobiotus metropolitanus
Lineage: Eukaryota; Metazoa; Tardigrada; Eutardigrada; Parachela; Macrobiotidae
Exons: 3
Coding region: 157-1308 (383 amino acids)
Molecular function (GO): UDP-glycosyltransferase activity
Source: RefSeq, a predicted model, not a curated record
GCGAAGAAUUGGUCAUUUUCACACAGUAACAUUUGCCGUAUCCAAAAGCCAAGCUCAAAGUCUGCAGGAGCGGGAAUUCUCUCGGUGCAGUCCGGCGAAGACGUGACGCUGUUCCACAUCGAGGACGGAGCCAAUAGUGGAUUUCAUGCCAACAAUAUGAAAGAAGCCUUCGAUAAUUUUAACCACGUAAUCUGUCCAGGAGUAGAAACAGUCCUGAAAGACAUUAACACACAGCAGUCCCGAAGCAACGGCAACAAAAAAUUGCAUUUAUGUACCGGACAAUCGCUGCCCGUCGUGGAUGUUAUUCUGUUCGAUAUGUUCCUAACAGGAGCCGUGAUGCGGAACAAAAUCCCCGGUAUAUUAUACUACUACUUUAAUUCUCCUCCCGCCAUAUUAUUACGUUGGUUUCUGAUGUUGAACGAUAAAACACCGGUUGUGGCGCUGGAGGAUCACGAUUACUUUCACCGCAUUCCGGACGAAGUCGGCCAGCCUGUGGUCGGGCAGAUGGCGGGCAUUUUGGAGCUAUUUCUGCCGAUUGGUCAGUUUCUUCCGGAUGUGGACGGCAUUGUUUGCAAUUCCUUCCGGGCCAUCGACCAAGAGGAUUUGGAUUUAUUUCUACAGGAUCCGCGGAUGAAGGAUAGUAAAGCCGCGAUCUACUGCUUGGGUCCGUUUAUUCCCGAAGUAAAAUGCACUGGACAGACGGAAGUGGAGAAGUGGUUAGGGGAUAAAGACAAGAGAUCGGUUAUUUAUGUUUCCUUCGGCUCGGCAACGGUUCCACAACCCGAACAGAUAAACGAAAUCGGAAAAGCUUUGUUGAUGGUUGAUCAACCGUGCAUCUGGUCCUUGAAAGCCGGACACGAGCAGCAUGUUCCACCGGAACUAAUAUCCAAUGAAGCGAAAGCUAAAUUUCUGAUAGUACCUUGGGCACCGCAAAAAGAAAUCCUGGCUUCUCCGGCCACCAGCGUAAUGCUCAGUCAUUGCGGAUGGAAUGGAACGCUGGAAAGUCUGAGCUGUGGCGUUCCUUUGGUGUGCUUUCCGAUGUUUGCCGAUCAGCUGGAUAUUGGCAAAAUGCUGGCGCGAAAAGGUCUUGGACAGUUCAUCCCGGGAACGGGACUGAAACCGGAACGAGUGGUUCCAGCGGAGGAAAUUACUGCUGCCCUGAAACAAGUCGGCGAAUUCCGCCACGGUGACCAGGGGAAAUUUCACCAAGCAGCUGCGCGGAUGGAAAAUGAGAUCAAGCUGGCGCUGAGUGACCAGGGAACAUCGACGAAAGAGUUUCACCGUUUCAUCCAGUUUAAGGAAGCUUAAUAUCCAUACAACGGAAUAAUUAACCAGUAUUUUGUGGGGCAUUUUUAAAGUUCUUUUUUAAAUACAAUUAUUGUACGUGUUGGUUUAAGAAGGUGUCGUUUGUCGAGGCGACCAGGUUGAUAUCGCAGUUUUUUUAGUGAAAAGCAACAAUAUUUUUUAGCAAUUCUACAAUAUACUUUGCAUAUAUGCUCGAGCGUUGCGAGUUUAAUCAUAAUCAUGUUGCACAUAAGGUCAGAAACUUAGUAAGAUUAUCAGAGUUCGCUCAUUAUAAU